AUGAGGCUUCCAGGGGGACCCAGGCCCCCCAGCCUGAGGCACGCCCCCGAGCCUCUUCCCUGGGACACUCCCUCCGCAGCCCAGGGAGGAGCCGCAUCCCCUAGUGACCCCACUCGGCCUUGGAACAAGGGCCGCGAGGCACCGGCAGCUCCUGAGACUGUGCCUCAGGGCAGCAGGCCGCCCACGAGCCAGCAGCCUCGGAGCUCUCCCUUCACUCCUCGUCCUCAGCCUUCUGCAGCCGAGCCUUGGCUGGUGAGCGGUCUGCUCGUCUACACGGGACGCAUCUCCGUCAAACGCCCCCCACCACCCUGUGCUAACAUCUUCGACUGGACCAUGGCCAAGAGUUCACAAACUCUGCGUUAA
Molecule: messenger RNA, 363 nt
Organism: Rangifer tarandus platyrhynchus (Svalbard reindeer)
Lineage: Eukaryota; Metazoa; Chordata; Mammalia; Artiodactyla; Cervidae
Source: the annotation of a GenBank genome assembly